Messenger RNA from Erinaceus europaeus (western European hedgehog), 912 nucleotides. Its product is annotated as large ribosomal subunit protein uL23-like. Gene Ontology annotation, molecular function: structural constituent of ribosome. Gene Ontology annotation, cellular component: ribosome; cytosolic large ribosomal subunit. Gene Ontology annotation, biological process: ribosomal large subunit assembly; translation. The record is from RefSeq and is a predicted model, not a curated record. The coding region runs from base 1 to 471 and encodes 156 amino acids. NCBI's taxonomy places the organism in Eukaryota, Metazoa, Chordata, Mammalia, Eulipotyphla, Erinaceidae. The transcript has a single exon.
AUGGGGCCGAAAGCAAAGAAGGAAGCCCCUGCCCCUCCCAAAGUUGAAGCUGAAGCCAAAGCUCUGAAGGCCAAGAAAGCAGUGCUGAAAAGCGUCCACAGUCAUAGGAAAAAGAAGAUCCACACAUCACCUACCUUCCGUCGGACCAAGACACGGUGGCUCCGAAGACAACCCAAGUCUCCUCGGAAGAGCGCCCCCAGGAGAAACAAGCUUGACCACUGUGCCAUCAUCAAGUUCCCCCUGAGCACGGAAUCAGCCAUGAAGAAGACAGAAGACAAUAGCACACUUGUUUUCAUUGUGGCUGUCAAGGCCAAUAAGCACCAGGUAAAACAGGCUGAAAAGAAACUCUAUGACAUUGAUGUGGCCAAGGUCAACACCCUGACCAGGCCUGAUGGAGACAAGAAGGCAUAUGUUCAGUUGGCUUCUGACUAUGAUGCCUGGGAUAUUACCAACAAAAUUGCGAUCAUCUAAACUGAGCCCAGCUGCCUAAUUCUAAAUACAACUUUUCACUAUUAAAAAGAAAAAAAAAAAAAAGGUGGGCGUAGACAGCAUAAUGGUUAUGCAAAGAGACACUCACACUUGAGGCUCCAAAGUCCCAGGUUCAAUCCCACACACCACCAUAAGCCAGAGCUACACAGUGCUCUGGUAAAAAAAUAAGAUAUUACUACAACAACAAUUUUAAAAAGGGCAACAAAAGGGAAAAUAAAUAAAUAUAAAAAUAAUAAGAUAUUAAAAAAUUUAAAAAGAAAAGAAAACACAAACGAGAGAGAGACUUGCAGACCUGCCUAUGAAGCUUGCCCCUCUGCAAGCUGGGGACUUGAACCCACAUCCUUGCUCAUUGCGAUGUGUGCACUCAACCAGGUGCACCACCACCUGGCUUCUUUUUUUAUUUCCCAUUCAGAUAAAGAGACA